Molecule: messenger RNA, 3842 nt
Organism: Scomber japonicus (chub mackerel)
Lineage: Eukaryota; Metazoa; Chordata; Actinopteri; Scombriformes; Scombridae
Gene: enpp1
Product: ectonucleotide pyrophosphatase/phosphodiesterase 1
Exons: 23
Coding region: 423-2831 (802 amino acids)
Biological process (GO): negative regulation of fat cell differentiation; ATP metabolic process; inorganic diphosphate transport
Cellular component (GO): cell surface
Molecular function (GO): dinucleotide phosphatase activity; phosphodiesterase I activity; metal ion binding
Source: RefSeq, a predicted model, not a curated record
UUUACAGAUUUUGAAGCAUGUGUGAACAUUUUAAAAAAACGGAAUGAAUUUGUGUCUUUUUAAUUAAAACUACAACUUCUCUCUAAAGUGGCAACCUUUCAGACUGAAUGGUGAGCUGACUGCAAUGGGAAAAUGAUACUUGUGAGCGAAAAUAGCAGACUGUUGAGGUCUGCGCUGCUCUCUUCAAUCAACCUCCUCUCUGAUCACUCGCAUGAGGCCGCUUUGUACAGCUGGAGACGUAGUUGGAAGAAACAAGGCGGUGCUAUACCUACUCCAGCAGAGGGUCACAGCAUAUAUUUCUCAGUAGGAAAUAUCUGCCUGCCACUCAGUCCCUCCUGAAGAACAGUGGCAGCAGUAGUUUUUCUUUUUUCUGUCUUUCUUUCUUUCUUGUUUUUUCAGCGCUCAGCAGCAGCAGCAGCAGCAUGGAGGUAACUAAAGGAGAGGAGCGGUCGGCUGAACAAGCUGCGUCUUUAUUUGGGACAUCAGAGCUGGAGAGUCAAAGCGGGAACACUAAGAGAGGAAAGAAGAGGAGCAACCACUGUAAAAUCAUUACUGGGGUACUGCUGCUGUGCUUUCUGGUAGGCAUCCUUGCCGUGGUGCUUUCUCUGACAAAGGGCAGCAAUGGGAAAGAUGGAGGGGAAUCCUGGCUACAGGAGGCCUUUGAGGACACUGAACAGCCAAAGUGUCCAUCUGGAUUUUCCAAGCCUCCCGUCAUCCUGGUGUCCUUGGACGGUUUCAGGGCGGGGUAUCUGAAAGAUCACAGCAGCCACGUUCCAGUCAUCAACAAGUUGCGAAAGUUUGGUACAUCAACACCAUAUAUGAGGCCUGUUUAUCCUACAAAGACUUUUCCCAACCACUACAGCAUCGUGACUGGUCUUUAUCCUGAGUCUCAUGGGAUUGUGGACAACAAGAUGUACGAUGUAACCCGAAACGCCUUCUUCAGCUUGAAAACUGAUGAGAAAUAUAACCCCAAAUGGUACCAAGGAGAGCCAGUCUGGAUCACUGCCAUGCAUCAAAAACAGAAAGCAGGAACAUUCUUCUGGCCAGGCUCAGAUGUAGCCAUCAAUGGCACCCUCCCAAAUUUCUACAAGAAAUAUGAUACGAGCAUCGCAUUCGAGGAGAGAGUGGCGACGGUGUUUGAAUGGCUCAGUUUACCUCAGAAGGAAAGACCUGACUUUAUCACUUUGUACAUGGAUCAACCUGACUCAGCAGGCCAUCGUUACGGACCAGAAAGUGACGAGGUCGUUAUGGCCUUAAAGAAUGUGGAUCGGAUUUUGGGCAUGAUGAUGGAUGGCCUGAAACAGAGAGACCUUCACAACUGUGUCAACAUCAUAAUCAUAUCUGACCAUGGCAUGGAGGAGGCUUCCUGUACCAAAGCAGCAUAUGUAUCAUCUUACCAAGCAGACACCGCCAACUUCACUAUCAUCCAAGGCCCAGCUGCUCGUAUCAGACCAAGCCGCCUCCCAGAUGACUACUUUUCCUUUGACUAUGAGGGCCUGGUCAAGAACCUGUCGUGCAGGACCCCUGAUCAGCCAAUGAGACCUUAUCUCAAAGAGAACCUCCCCAAACGGAUGCAUUUUGCAAACAACAAACGCAUAGAGAGAGGACACCUCUACAUGAAGCCGGGCUGGCAGGCUGCACUUAACAGCAAGGAAAUUAAGUACUGCAAAGGCGGAUUCCACGGCUCUGAUAACCUCUUCACCAACAUGCAGGCCAUCUUCAUUGGUUAUGGUCCAGGAUUUAAAAGACAAACUGUUGUGCCCCCUUUUGAAAACAUUGAAGUAUAUAACCUCAUGUGUGAUCUCCUUGAAAUCCGUCCUGCUCCAAACAACGGGACCCACGGCAGUCUGAACCACCUCCUGAAGCGUACCUUCUUCCACCCUGUACACCCAGCACCAAUCUCCCAUGAAAUCCCCUGCGAGGCUACUGGUCCUGUUCCCACUGAUGACCUGCAGUGCACCUGCGCAUCCCAAAACAAGAUGAUGGAGGAAGCUAUGAACAGACUUCUCUUGACAACUAAUGACAAUGUUAAAGCCAGCUUACGUCGUCUCCAUCAUCCUUUUGGCACCCCUCAAGUCGUCCAACCAGGUGCCACCUUUUGUCGUCUGUACCACUCGGAUUACCUCAGUGGAUAUAGCAAAGACCGCCUCAUGCCUCUCUGGGUGUCGUUCACCAUCCAGCCUCUGACUGGACUGCGACCCCUGAGCCCAGAUUUGGAGGCGUGUGUUCGUGCUGAUGUACGCAUCCCACCGACCGCCAGCCAGCUGUGCCGGCGUUUCAGUGACGACCCAGAUUUGACCUAUGGCCUGCUGCAUCCCCCCAAUCUGAAUGCCAACGGACCUGAGACAGACUCUCUAAUCUCAAGCAACAUGGUACCAAUGUUCCCUGCAUUUAAAGAUAUUUGGACUCAUCUCCACAACAUACUGCUUCCCAAAUAUUCACAACAGCUGAAUGGAAUCAAUGUCAUGAGUGGGCCAAUAUUCGACAAAAACGCUGAUGGGAACGUCGAUGCAUUCCAAACAGUCGUGGCAAAUGCGGCUCCCAUCCCAACACAUUUCUUCGUGAUCCUGACCAGCUGUGGGAACUCGACCUUCGGCCCUGUUAACUGUGAGGGUUCUCUGCAGGCCAAGUCCUUCAUCCUGCCACACAGGUCUGACCACACAGAGAGCUGUGCUGCUGCUGGAGCAGAGCUGACAUGGGUGGAGGAAUGGUUGCAGUUUCACACUGCCCGUGUCCGAGACAUCGAGCUUCUGACAGGACUCAGCUUCUACCACAAUAGGUUAUCAGUGGAAGAGACGCUACAACUCAAGACUUUUUUACAUAGUGUUUAAAAUCACAGACAUUAUCCAAUGAAGAAAGGAAGCCAUACUAGUCUGCUUUACAGGCCUCUGUCCAUGUAGACACACACUUAACCUGCUGUCAGUGGGUUUAAUGGGUGCCUAACAUUUCCUGUGUUCAGAUGAAAUUUAUUCCAACAUUAAGUUCCAUCCAGUUUUUCUUUUUUUUAAUGUCUAAUUCCAAAACUAAUUUUAUAUUUGUUCAAUGUGUGAAUGCCAUAUAUUUGUUUUUGAUCCUGUUUUAAGAGAAGAAGGUCAAUUUAAAUUAUAAAUGAGGCUCCAGAACUGAAAGCCAAAGACGCCUAUCAAAUCUGCUGAGUGGAAUGGGACAAGAACAAAAUGAAAAGGGAAAAGAAAACAUUUAUUGAUGGAGGAAGAAUGUAUUUGCAGUACAGUAUAUCACAAAGGCCUUUAUUGGCAAGGGCCUUCUAGGAAACUCAUGUCAAUCUGGAAACAGUUGUGUCUGCUGUCUGCUGAGGUGGGAGUCCUGCCACACAUCUGGAGCACUGGCUGCAGCAGCUGGUAUCAACAGCAAACGUGAGAAUUUAAGAAGAAAAAAAAAGUGUCUCCACAAAUGGAAAUUAUUAAUGUAAUGUAAAAUUCAAGGUUUCACCUGCCAUGUGUUGUCACUGUAUGUCCAUGGUUAUUAUUGUUUUCAGCACCAGUGUUGUUUUUGGUAUUGUGUACAUUUUGGUCAAUUACAUUUUUGAGAUAGUUUUUAGAUUUUUGAGUGAGUGAGUGUGUGUGUGUGUGUGUGUGUGUGUGUGUGUGUGUGUGUGUGUGUCUGUGUGUCUGUGUGUGUGUGGCUGAAAUUAUUUUUGGAAUCCACACACUCUUUGUUCAGUCUUUGAUCUCUGGUCUUCCCUUCACUGUCAGGAAGUCCAUGAUACACCUUGCAGGGUAAAAAAGAAAAGUUCAACUAUUUCCAUUAUGUACAGCUUUUUAAAGUAUUGUCAGAAAUGGCAGCUAUGGACAAAUAUACAAUUUCUUAUGAAAACUCUUCCA